Molecule: messenger RNA, 1242 nt
Organism: Diaporthe batatas
Lineage: Eukaryota; Fungi; Ascomycota; Sordariomycetes; Diaporthales; Diaporthaceae
Exons: 1
Coding region: 1-1242 (413 amino acids)
Source: RefSeq, a predicted model, not a curated record
AUGGCAAUACAGUCCGACUUACGAGAUCACCAAGAACCUGCCUCUGCCCUCAAGACGUCCUCAUCGGGGCGCUCACGCCCCUCUUCACCAGAGGGUGCGUCGGCCCUGACCCUGCCUGCGGCCUCGUCUCUUUUGCCACGCCAUGGGCCGCAGAGACGCCCUGAAAUCACGUUGUCAGACCAGCCUGCGGAGCUGACGCGCGUGGGCCCCAAGAGACGGAGGGCCCUCCACGAUGUUGAUGGCCCUCAUACUGGAUCCCUGAGCUGCAAGAAGCGCCGACUACGUCGCCAUCUCAUUACUUCAAGGCUGUCGCGGCCGUACUCGUCACCAGCUACCCACAUCUUGAACCGGGAGGCGGCAGCCGGGGCCAAACGCUUCCUCAAGAUGGCGGCGGCGGCCUCGGCGAGGAAACUCACGACCGUCGUUGUGCCGACGCCGCCCACUGCUGACUGGGGCUCUGGCAGGGCGGUGGCAGCUGCCCAGGUCGCCACCGUCGUCCCUGCGAACAGCAUUCACCACCUGGCACCGGCAGAGAUGGUACGCCGGGCAGCAAUCAUGAACAGUUUCAGGAUCCGAGUGUGCGACGAGGCCCGGCAACGAGGGGAAAGGACUGAUCUCCAGCUGGCGGCCAGUGCUGCGCUCCUAAGGGCGGGGCCCGGGCAACAAGGGGUCGGGUUUGUGACGACACCAAAGACCGCGGGGGCGCACACGUCGCUCAGCUCAUCACCCACACAGGACGCAACGAGAGAUCCCGGACUGGGACCAUACAGGUCAACCAUGGCGUUUUCCCCGACAAAGGCCACGCAGCCGUCUCUCACGGCUAACACCACGAGGAUGUCUCCACCUGUACAACACGCAGGAGGGACCGCCAGUUAUUCACCCCCAAAUAGUCCUAACAAGCACCCAAGACCUCGUGGCGCUGGGCGGACAUCGCCGGGUACGAAGCCACUGAGAUCCCCCGAGCUCUUAGCUCAGGGCAGUCAUGCCGAAUGUGGUGGACUAGACGACGACGAGCUCAGCUUCCCGGCAACGGAUUACUCCGACGACUUCCUGGAGAAUGAGUCAGACGAAGUGUAUACUGACUUUGGGGCCAUCUUUGGUGGGUGUGGUGAAGACGGGGACGAGGCUAGAGACAGCGGUGAGGCCCUGAGGCCUGCUGGCGAGGGGUCUGGAGAACAUGGUGUUGAGCACUUUGAGGAUUACAUGGACGACUUGGACGGCAUCCCAUGGGGUGCGAGGUGA